Peromyscus maniculatus bairdii (prairie deer mouse) is the source of this 2507-nucleotide messenger RNA. RefSeq names its product zinc finger protein 670-like. Gene Ontology annotation, biological process: regulation of transcription by RNA polymerase II. The record is from RefSeq and is a predicted model, not a curated record. NCBI's taxonomy places the organism in Eukaryota, Metazoa, Chordata, Mammalia, Rodentia, Cricetidae. Gene Ontology annotation, molecular function: RNA polymerase II cis-regulatory region sequence-specific DNA binding; DNA-binding transcription factor activity, RNA polymerase II-specific.
UCUGCCUUCUGGGUGCUGGGAUUAAGGGCAUGUACCACUACCACCUGGUUGCAUUUUCUUAAUUAGUGACUCAGGGGAAGAGUCCAGCCCAUUGAGGGUGGGGCAACCUGUGGUUCUGAGUCCUAUAAUAAAGCAGGCUGAGCAAGCCAUGAGUAGCCAGUAAGCAACACCUUCCAUGGCCUCUAUCAGCUCCUGCCUCCAGGUUCCUGUCCUGUGAGUGGCUUCCCUCUGGACUGUGAUUCUGGAUAUGGAAACCAAACAAACCCUUUCCUCCCCUGUUGUGUUGGUCAUAGUAACUAACUGGGACAGCAUGGAUUGCAGGCCAAAGACGUUGGAACUGUAGUUGCCGACAGUUGGGAGCCACCUGAUGUGGGUUCUGGAAACUGUGCUCUCAACCUCUGAGCUUUCUCCAGCUACCUCCAAUACCGAUUGGAACUAGGUCUGAGGCACGUGGGCAAUUAUAUUGGACACCGUGUUGGUAACAAGAUGGUGUACAAAAACCAUCUGAUGCCGGUUAGACUGCAGCCUGCUGAGCUCCCCAAGGACUAGAACAAGAUAACCGUAUUAUCUCCCCUGAACAGAACCAUGCCUGUGCUCGAGCAAAAGGCAGUCCAGGGCAGGAACUGGGCCAGUUUAUCACUUCAGCGCCUGCUGUCACUCAGGAGUCGCUGGGCGGCUCUAGCCAAUCAGGGCCUCCAGGCUCACACUGUUCAAUGAAAAGCGUCGUGGGGCCGCGGGAGGCGGGGUCUGCCUGGCCGCCAUGCAGUGGACUGAGCUCCGCAGCUGAGGGAGGCCCCGUGGGUGCGUGUGCCGCGAUCUGAGGAGAGUGCAGGCGAAGUCGGACGCCGUGACAUGGCCUCAGUGAGCUUUGAGGACGUGGCUGUGCACUUCACCCAGGAAGAGUGGGCUUUGCUGGAUCCUUCCCAGAAGAGUCUGUACAGAGAUGUGAUGCAGGAGACCUGCAGGAACCUGGCUGCGAUAGGAAACAAAUGGGAAGAGGAGAAUGUUGAAGGCUGUCAUAAAAUUCCUGGAAGAAAUCUAAGAAGUUCCAUGUUAGAGACCCCUCAUGAGAAUACAGGAGAUGGUCAGGAUGAAGAAACCGUGAUGUGGAUAGCAGAUCUCCAUACAAGCAUGGCAGUUUUUCCCGAACUAACACAAUGUGAAUCCAAUGUGUGUGGAAAGAUUUCCAUGUGUCCUUCAUCUUCUUGUAGGCAUGCCACAUCUCACUCUCAUUAUAAAUCACAUGAUCAUGAGGAAUGUGGAGGCAAUCAGUAUGACUUGAAUUCUCUCACCAGCUUUCAAAGGUGUAUGGGAGCUCACACUGGGAAUGGGCCUUGUGAAUGUGAGGUAUGUUUAAAAGCUUUCUGUUUUCCAAAUUCAUUAGGAAUACAUCAAGAGGCUCACAGUGGAAAAACACCCUAUCGAUACAAGGAAUGUGGGAAGGCCUCUCUUUAUACACACAGAGGAACACACACUAUGGGAAAGCUUUAUGAAUGCAAUAUAUGUGGUAAAGCUUUGAGUUCUUCUACUUCCCUUCAAAGACAUGAAAUAAUUCACACUGAAAGACUCUAUGAAUGUACAUAUUGUGGUAAAGGCUUUAAAUAUCCCAAGUAUCUUCGAUUACAUGAAAGAAUUCAUACUGGAGAGAAACCCUAUGAAUGUAAACAGUGUGGUAAAGCCUUUAGAUUUCCUGGUGCCUUGCCACUACAUGAAAAAAUUCAUACUGGAGAAAAACCCUAUGAAUGUAAACAAUGUGGUAAAGCCUUUAGAUUUCCUGGUUCCUUGCCAUUACAUGAAAAAAUUCAUACUGGGGAAAAGCCUUAUGAAUGUAAACAGUGUGGUAAAGCUUUUAGGCGUCACUAUCAUCUUCAGUUACAUGAAAAAAUUCAUACUGGAGAAAAACCUUAUGAAUGUAAACAAUGUGGAAAAGCCUUCAGACGGCACAGUCAUCUUCAGAGACAUGAACGAACUCAUGCUCGAGAGAAACCCUAUGAGUGUAAAUAAUGUGCUAAAGCCUUUACACUUCACAGUUAUCUUCUGUCACAUGAAAGAAUUCAUACUGGAGAAAACAAAUGCUGUGGGUGUAAACAGUGCUGGAAAACCUCUAGGUUUAAUGGGUCCUUGCAAUUACAUGAAAUCAAUCAUAUUAGAUGCAAACCCUAUGAAGUAAACACUGUAGUAAAGCCUUUAGAUAGUCACUUCAGCUUCAUAAAGAAAUGUAUACUGGAGAAAGCUGUGUGACUGUGGACAUUGUGCUGAGGCUCUUAGAUGUUACACUUGGUACUUACAAAAAAAAAAAAAAAAACUCAUUCUGGAAGAAAAUCCUCUGAAUGUAAAUAGUAUGGCUAAAAGAUCACAUAUCACAGUGUUCUUCAGACAUGGGUUCUUCAGAUGUAACUCAUGGGAGAAAAACCCUAUAAAUGUAAAAUAUAUGCAUAUAUAAAUCCUUUGUAUAGAACAGAUCUCUUCAGUUCUUUCAUACUCAAUAAAACCUCUAAGGAUGUGAA